AUGGGUGACAGGGGUGCCUCAAAGCCGGGCUAUGGCUCCAUCUCCAGCCCGCCAAGCCCAGGGCCAGAGCAAGCACCUCCCGGAGGAACCUACUUGAGCGAGAAGAUCCCCAUCCCAGACACAGAAUCGCUGCUCUGGGUCCUGCUCUGGGCCACUGUGUUGGGCUUGCUGUGCCAGCGACUGGCUGCCCGGCUAGGUGUGGUGACGGGAAAGGACUUGGGGGAGAUCUGCCACCUCUACUACCCUAAGGUGCCCCGAAUCCUCCUCUGGCUGACCAUGGAGCUAGCCAUCGUGGGCUCCGACAUGCAGGAGGUCAUCGGCACAGCUAUCGCGUUCAACCUGCUCUCAGCCGGACGAAUCCCGCUCUGGGGGGGCGUCCUCAUCACCAUCGCGGACACCUUCUUCUUCCUCUUCCUCGACAACUACGGACUGCGGAAGCUGGAAGCGUUUUUUGGACUCCUCAUCACCAUCAUGGCCUUGACCUUUGGCUACGAGUACGUGGUGGCGCGGCCCGAGCAGGCAGCCCUGCUCCGGGGCCUGUUCCUGCCCUCGUGCCCGGGCUGCGGCCAGGCCGAGCUGCUGCAGGCCGUGGGCAUCGUCGGCGCCAUCAUCAUGCCCCACAACAUCUACCUGCACUCGGCCCUCGUCAAGUCGCGAGAGAUAGACCGGACGCGCCGUGCGGACGUCCGCGAAGCCAACAUGUACUUCCUCAUUGAGGCCAGCAUCGCCCUGUGCGUCUCCUUCAUCAUCAACCUCUCGGUCAUGGCCGUCUUCGGGCAGGCCUUCUACCAGCAAACCAACCAGGCCGCGCACAGCUUGUGCGCCAACAGCAGCUUGCACAGCUACGCCAACACCUUCCCGGCCGACAACCGCACGGCGUCCGUGGACAUCUACCGAGGAGGCGUGAUCCUGGGCUGCCUCUUCGGCCCCGCAGCGCUCUAUAUCUGGGCUGUGGGUCUCCUGGCGGCCGGGCAGAGCUCCACCAUGACCGGCACCUACGCGGGACAGUUCGUGAUGGAGGGUUUCCUGCGGCUGCGCUGGUCUCGCUUUGCCCGGGUGCUCCUUACCCGCUCCUGUGCCAUCCUGCCCACCGUGCUCGUGGCUGUCUUCCGGGACCUGAGGGACCUGUCCGGCCUAAAUGACCUGCUCAACGUGCUGCAGAGCCUACUGCUGCCCUUUGCGGUGCUGCCCAUUCUCACAUUCACCAGCAUGCCUGCCCUCAUGCAAGAGUUCGCCAAUGGCCGGCUGAGCAAGGCUGUGAGUGUCUCCAUCAUGGCUCUGGUCUGUGCCAUCAACCUCUACUUCGUGGUCAGCUACCUGCCCAGCCUCCCUCACCCUGCCUACUUCGGCCUCGUGGCCCUGCUGGCUGCCGUCUACCUGGGCCUCACGACCUACCUGGUCUGGACUUGCUGCAUUGCACAUGGAGCAGCCUUCCUGGCCCACAGCUCCCACCAGCGCUUCCUGUAUGGGCUCCCUGAAGAGCAGCUGGAGACUGGCGAGACCAACCGAUGAUCCCCUGCAUGCGGCUUGGCUUGGGAGGCUUCGAGGGCGGAGCAGACUGGCCUGCUGCACAGCAGGAUGGAGUGGGAGAGUGUAGGAGCCAGGCCAACCUGGGGCCCUUAGGGUCCUCUGGUUUCCCAGGUUACACAGCUGAGGACCCUCCGGACCUCAGUGUCCUCAUCUGUAAGAUGGGCACAGCACCAGCCUUGCCACUGAUGUGAGUGCCCAGCACUUGGGACUUUUUUAUUUUUUUUAAAUCACUCCUAGAUACUUAUUGAUCGCCAUAUAGGAGUGACCGCACAGAUCCAUAGGGGUCGGGGUGGGGGGUGGCACAGGCUCCUAACUUAAAGUCUGAUGAGUGAGAAAUAAAUGCCAGCUCACUUCUCAUCCCAAAGGCCUGGGAAAAGA
This is a messenger RNA of Lepus europaeus (European hare), 1908 nucleotides long. It is a transcript of the gene SLC11A1, whose product is annotated as solute carrier family 11 member 1. Gene Ontology annotation, biological process: metal ion transport. NCBI's taxonomy places the organism in Eukaryota, Metazoa, Chordata, Mammalia, Lagomorpha, Leporidae. The record is from RefSeq and is a predicted model, not a curated record. Gene Ontology annotation, molecular function: cadmium ion transmembrane transporter activity; iron ion transmembrane transporter activity; manganese ion transmembrane transporter activity. The coding region runs from base 1 to 1512 and encodes 503 amino acids. The transcript is spliced from 14 exons. Gene Ontology annotation, cellular component: plasma membrane.